AUGGCCACUGGGAAAGCAACACGAAGUGCUCAACAACGCAUUUUGCGCAACAUAGAAAUGACUGAAGGCUUUUACAAUACAUUCUCAACAAUAACUGACUAUAAAGAAAUACCACUUGUUCCGCUCGAUAUUGCUGUAGAACCAUUGAUAUCUUUGCUACCUAAAAUUGAGAGCUAUGCAAAAAGUGCUAUGGAAGGAUGCGAAAAUCCACCUGCAGAUGGACUCACAAAAGACAUGUCUGGUGCAAUCAGGCUCUAUUCGAUAGAAGAACAGUUAGAAGGUGAACCUCUAUAUGCUAUAUUGAAUCGUAUUCUACGGACAGAAAAUAGACAACAACUUAAGCCAUGGUUAUUGUAUCUUAAACUGCUUCAUACUGCACUUUCACAUCUUCCAUCUAUUCGUGAAGUUGUCUAUCGAGGAGUCAAAUUAGACUUAAGUAACCAGUAUAGAACGAAAGAAAAAAUAAAAUGGCCAAGCUUUUCAUCGUGUACUACUACAAUUACUGUUUUACAAUCAGAACAAUUGUAUGGCAUAAUGGGCCCAAGAACAAUGUUUGCUAUCGAUUGUCAUUCAGGCAAAAACAUUCGUAAUCAUAGUGCUUAUCCACUCGAAGAAGAAGUACUUCUUCUUCCUGGAACUGAAUUCAAAAUUACGGGCUUUCUAAAACAAGGUGACAAUCUUCACAUGAUUCAACUGAAACAAAUUGAAUCAGCUCGUUCUUCAUCGUCGCCAUUACCUGAUCCUGUUAUCUCCCGACCAAUUUCGGGAGAUACGGUUGCUGUUAAUUAA
Rotaria sp. Silwood1 is the source of this 789-nucleotide messenger RNA. The record is from the annotation of a GenBank genome assembly. NCBI's taxonomy places the organism in Eukaryota, Metazoa, Rotifera, Eurotatoria, Philodinida, Philodinidae.